This is a messenger RNA of Gryllus bimaculatus (two-spotted cricket), 948 nucleotides long. The record is from the annotation of a GenBank genome assembly. NCBI's taxonomy places the organism in Eukaryota, Metazoa, Arthropoda, Insecta, Orthoptera, Gryllidae.
GCGGCGCUGGUGCAAGUGCCCGACCUGAUGGUGUGCGCGCCGUGGGCCGGCGAGACGUUCGCCUGCCUGGCCAACGGCGUCGACCACUCGCCCUGCUGCCGCGCGCGCGGCCUCCCGCACCCGUGCCUCGACCUGUGCGCCGGCAACCUCACGCAGAUCGACUUCUCCUACUUCAGCUGCCUCAAGCACAUGACGUCGUACACGAGCUGCCUGCUGCAAGGGUACGGCGUGCUGGCGUCGGCGCCGCGGCGCGUGCACGUGUCCACGGUGGACACGACGUUCGCCCUGGUGCACUGGGCGCCGCCGGCGGCGCUGGCCGAGUCGGUGCGCGAGUACGCGGUGCGGUGGCGGCCGCUCGCCACCUACGACAACGAGUACCGCGCGGCGGCGGCGCGACGCCAGCCCUUCGUGCUGGAGGGGCUGCGGCCGGGCGCCGACUACGAGGUGUACGUGGAGGCCGUCAACGCGCACGGGCCCGGCGCGCCCUCCGCGCGCAUCGUCUUCCGCACCGAGUCCGAGGUGGAGGAGCGCGAGGAGGCGGCGUCGCUGUUCCACAACGUGACGGCGUGCUGCGUGGAGGCCGCGCUGAGCGGCGUGUGCAUGCCGCUGUGCUCGUACGACGCGUCCAUGGCCGACGUGAAGGCCCUGGCCGGCGUGUGCGCGGGCGAGCUGCACAAGCUGCUGCGCUGCGGCGCCGGCGGCCGCGACCACGCGCCGUGCUGCGCGCGCCGCGGCGUGCCGCCCACGUGCGCGCCCGUCUGCGCCGGCGUGCUCGCCGGGCCCGUCGCCGCCGCCGUCGCCGCCUGCGCGCCCUACGUCGGCAACAUCGUGCAGUGCUUCGAGGAAGGUGCGUGCGGCCAACCGGCCGACUGCGAGCAAGCGGAAGCGAAAUGGAACGGAAUAAAUGUUACAAACUUCUAUGGCUUGUUGGGGGAUCAAAGACGAUAA